Penicillium brevicompactum is the source of this 960-nucleotide messenger RNA. RefSeq names its product DNA/RNA non-specific endonuclease. Gene Ontology annotation, molecular function: nucleic acid binding; single-stranded DNA endonuclease activity; metal ion binding. Bases 1 to 960 code for a protein of 319 amino acids. Gene Ontology annotation, biological process: apoptotic DNA fragmentation. Gene Ontology annotation, cellular component: nucleus; mitochondrial inner membrane. The record is from RefSeq and is a predicted model, not a curated record. The transcript has a single exon. Lineage: Eukaryota; Fungi; Ascomycota; Eurotiomycetes; Eurotiales; Aspergillaceae.
AUGUCCAAAGCAACUUUGGCAGUCAUCGCUGCUGCCAGUGCAGCCACCGGUGCUGGUGUCACUGCCCUCCUUUACUCCGGAAAACCCUCUAAGCCGCAACAACAGCUGCCAACACCCACCGCUGCCGGCGCUUCGACAAUCACUCCCCCAACUCUACCUACCAAAACCACCGGCCCCGUGAACCCAGCCGGAAUCCUCCAGUAUGGAUUCCCCGGACCCGUUGCCGACGAGCUCUCCUCUCUCCCUCUCCACGGUGCCUUUGAUCGCCGCACCCGUAACCCGUCCUGGGUAGCCGAGCACAUCACACCGCAAUCAUUGGCCAUCAACAAUGCAGACCGCAAGAAGAGCACCUUCUUCGAAGACACCAGUGUUCCGACGAUGUUCCGCGCGAAGCUGUCCGACUACUUCCGCUCUGGCUACGAUCGCGGCCACCAAGUUCCCGCUGCGGAUGCCAAGUGGUCCCAGGACGCCAUGGACGGCACUUUCUCUCUCUCGAACAUGUGCCCCCAGGUCGGAGAGGGUUUCAACCGUGACUACUGGGCUCAUUUCGAGACCUGGUGCCGCGAUCUUACGAAGACUUACCCCUCCGUUCGCAUCGUGACUGGUCCCCUAUACCUGCCUCACCGUGACCCCGAUGGAAAGUGGCGCGUGAACUACGAGGUUAUCGGUACCCCACCAAAUGUCGCUGUGCCUACCCACUUCUACAAGGUGGUCUACGCCGAGGACGGAACCAACUCACCUACUGCCAAGGUUGCGCUUGGUGCUUUCGUCUUGCCCAAUGCUCGCAUUGCGAACGACAAGCGUCUGACCGACUUCGAGGUUCCCCUCGAGGCCGUUGAGCGUGCUUCUGGUUUGGAGUUCGGCUCCCAGUUGGAUUUGAGCCGCCGUCGCCGCCUCUGCCAGGAGGUGGCUUGCCAGAUCACCGUUCGCGAGUUCAACAAUGCCAAGAAGCGUUCUUGA